This is a messenger RNA of Zerene cesonia (dogface butterfly), 1262 nucleotides long. RefSeq names its product store-operated calcium entry regulator STIMATE-like. Gene Ontology annotation, cellular component: membrane. The record is from RefSeq and is a predicted model, not a curated record. The transcript has 6 exons. NCBI's taxonomy places the organism in Eukaryota, Metazoa, Arthropoda, Insecta, Lepidoptera, Pieridae. Bases 255 to 1010 code for a protein of 251 amino acids.
ACCUAUGUAUGCUGCUGUCAAUUCAUUUUAUUUUUAUGGUAUUUAUUUGUUGCGAAUUUGGUGUUUCUGAUGAAAUUUGAAUGUUGAUAAAAAUUUAAAUUUUGUAUACCUUUUAAAUUUAUUUUCUUCGUGUUUUCUAUGGUGUUUUUCGCCUUUCACUAGUUAGGUGUGAUAAACUUAAUUUUGUAUAAAUCAUCGAAUACGGAAGAAAUCGCAGUUUAUUUUAUUCCUUGUACAUCUUUUUGAGAUGAAAAAUGAAUGAUAGUUCGGAUGUAAUUCACUGGUCGGAACCCCACUGCUCAAAAGAUGCUUUAACUGAUACUUAUGGUUGGUUUCUGCAAUUUUUGCUUGCAGUUUUAGCGUUUACAUGUUUGAUUGGUAAAAGAUUCUGUGAGCCACGCUAUGCAAGACGGCCAUGGUUAAUUUGGUUCUAUGAUACUUCAAAGCAAGGUUUGGGAGCAUUAAUUAUACAUGCGGCUAAUGUUUGGCUAUCUCCUUAUCAGACAGGGAAUCCAUGUACAUGGUACAUAGUAAAUUUUAUGCUAGAUUCUACAUUAGGCCUCCUUAUAAUAUGGGCUGGUAUAAGACUUGCUCAAUACUAUGCCAGAGUUUAUGAUAUACCUCUCAUCAAUUUUGGAGAAUAUGGUAAACCACCAAUGUGUUCAGCGUGGCUCUGCCAGUGUGUGCUAUAUGCAGCGCUGGCAACAUUUGCAAAGUCCAUGCUCGCUUUGGUACUGCAACUCCCACUGGUUCAAGCAGUACUCUCAACAUUGAGACUGUCACCUGUCUCGGAUCCACGGCUCGAACUGGCCGUUGUAAUGCUCAUCAUACCUUUCUUUGUUAAUAUUCUCAUAUUUUGGGUAACAGACAACUUCCUUAUGUAUCAUCCGCGCGGUGUCAGCACCAAAUUAAAGACUAAGGUGCGUUACCAGUCAAUAAAGAAGGACAAGACCUGUUCUGAUGAGGAGGAGCAUUCGGCUGAUGAACGUCUUCUCGGCGCGAGUGUAUGACCCAUGUUGAAGCCCAGUGCGUUACGGGCCUAGUAUCUUAGAUAAGUGCUCCACUCACAUCACUAUAGUUAUAGGAUUUUUUUUGUGCGGAGGAUGCCUGGCGAUUAACUUCUUAAUAUGAAAAAAAAAAAAAUCCCCGAACACCAAUGAAAUGGCCGUUGAACACCAUCGGAAAUUAUUCGAGACCAAUGACAAUUUAGUUCCUUUCUUUUGUGUAUUUUAGAACGUGAUUCAUUGAUUUGAAAAAAAAAA